AUGGUCUUCGGAUUCCAACAAUUCAAGAUGGCCUGGGCUGGGAAGGCUCGAGGUCCUGCUCGGUCUGAGAAGCAAGAGUAUUCUGCCCUUCAGGCCACGGACUCUGACAACGAGUCCCUUGAAAAUAGCACCAGGUACAAGACAGCCAAGGGAACUCGUGGUAUGCAGAUAUUCUCAGUGGCUCUUGUGGCGACUUCAUGCGUGUGGAUGGGGUGGUCUCUUCAUUCCUUCUACUUACCGCACUCUCAUUUCCAACGCGUCCGGCAUCCAGGGGUGCCCAAUUAUAUCACCGAUCCCGUCGUGUCGGAAGUCUUCAUGAUCGAUCCACUAUUCAACCUCGAGCGAACUGACAAGGAGAGUGAGGAUGCUUGGCUGGCAUACGAGUCACGCUUCGUUGAGAUUCAUGAACCAGAGCAAUACGGCCUUCCUCCAUCCACCCAAUUGGUCGAAGGUGGCCCGCAUGCGUACUCGCUCGCCGCCUACCACCAACUGCACUGCCUCGCCGUUGUACGCUUCGCCUGGCACACGCUCCUCAACAACGGCUCGACAGCAUUGGAGCAACCGUUCCCUGGCCAGGCACACUUCAGCGAAGGCUACACUAUCGGCUCGCACAUGGGUCAUUGCGUGGAGAUCAUCAGACAUGCCUUGACCUGCUAUGCUGAUGCUACUCUCGAGCCACUUUUUCAGGAGGACGGUAUUCACCCCUCAAAAGAGAUUGCUAGUGGGUGGGGCGUACACCACACCUGUCGGAAUCUUGAUUCGUUGACCAGCUGGGCGGACUCCAAGAGCAUCCACAUUUAUGCCAAGGGCGAUCUCAACGGCUGA
Molecule: messenger RNA, 825 nt
Organism: Diaporthe amygdali
Lineage: Eukaryota; Fungi; Ascomycota; Sordariomycetes; Diaporthales; Diaporthaceae
Exons: 5
Coding region: 1-825 (274 amino acids)
Biological process (GO): mycotoxin biosynthetic process
Source: RefSeq, a predicted model, not a curated record